AUGUAAAAUAACUCACCAAUUAAAGGUCGACGUAUAUCAAACCAGAUAAAGUUGACAGGGAAGGUUCUAAAAAAGAAAACAGGAUCAGAGAUAGAGAUCGUAGGUCCUUCUGGAAGAGAUAUGGAUACGAGUGUGGUUGCGAAAAUUUAAAUAAAUUAGUACGAGAAUCUGAAAUGUCAUAUGCAACAGUGUCAAAGUGAAGUUAAAGUAGGAAAGAGUACAGAGAAGAUAAAAAAAAAAAAGUCGCUAGAUCGUACUGCUGCAAUUAAGAAAAGUCAGCAAUUGUAUAAGAAAAAGAAGAAAUCGACAAAAAUAAAAAAGAGUGUUAGUGCAGAGAGAGUAAAGAGCCAAACAAUAGAGUUUUCAUCUCCAGAAUGUGUACGUCGUAAAAAAGCAGCUACAUUUUUUAAUGAAAAACCAAAUGGUUUACAAGAUCAUCGUGAACGUCUUGGACUUACUUUUUUAAAUAAAAUAGGGACAAAGAGAAUUGAUUAAAUAUUAGAGCGUAUUAAAGUGAUUCUAUAGGGUUAGGUAAUAGAAUGUCAUCAAUAGAACAUUCAAAUCAUCCACCACUUACACCUGAGAAACAUCGUUAUCCUCAUGAAAUAAAACAUUAUAUGAAAGAGAAAAAGAAGUUUUAUUCAUAAUUAGAAUCAAUAAAAUAAUAAUCAAUGUUAGAGAAAAGAAAACAUAUAGAUGAGAAUCUACGUUCAUUAGCUGAAAUUGCCAAAAGAAAUUCUCUUUCUAAUAGUAGAUCUCCUCCUAGGGAUAGUACAAAUAAAAUUAGUGCAAAACCACUUAUGUUAAGUUAUGUAGCUAAUCGUAAAAGUACGUCACGUAAAUCAGGAGUAACAAAAUCUUUGAAGGAGCAAUUUAAAUAAUUAGAAGCUAGAUAUAAAACAAUAAAGAGUAAUAGUGAUGUUAUAUCAUUGAGAGAAUCCAGAAAUUAUGAACAUGAAAUGAAAGAGUAAGCAGCCAAAUGUAUUUAGAGAUGGUAUAAAGGAUGUAAAGCAAGAAGACUUUGGUAGAAAAAAAAAUAAAAAAAAUUAUUUAAAAAAUAAUAAUUAUAAUAGUUAAAAGAUACAGAAAUUAUAAGAUGGGAUAAUCUCAAGAAAUUCCUAUAAAAUUUAUAAGUUAAAUAAGAUAUCAUUGUAAUCGCAGAUUUAAUUGAAAGUUUAAUUAAAUAUGCAGAUUUCAAUAAAGAAAAUGUAUUAUAAAAUAAUAUAGAAUAACCAUAAAUUAAAUUAAAACCUUAAAAAUUGAUUAUUGAAAAAAAAGAAGUAUUUCCUCCAUAAAUUGGUUAAAUUUUAUAACUUCGAGGUGAAUUAAUAAAAGAAAGAGAAAGAAAAGAAAAACAGAUAUUAAAAGAUCUUUUAGUAUAGGAAAGAAUAUCACCUCGUUCUUUUGGAUUGAAAGAAUAAGAAAUAGUUAAAUGGGGUGAAAAAGAAUUAGAAGCAUUAUAAAAUAGUAAAUAAGCUAUUAAAGAUGGAUGGUUUAAAGCUUAUGAAACAAUUUAAAAGACACAAAAAGAUUUACGUUUUGUUUAAAAAUUAGGUGAUGAAAAUUUUAGUAAAAUGAUGCCAUUAAGUGUUAGUUAAAGUAAUUUAUUAAAAAAUUAACUUAAUGAUUUGAAAAUAAAUGUAAAAAUAAUGAAUAAUUAAUAGUUAUUGAGAGCUAGUUAUUCUGAAGAGAAUCUUUUAGAUUAAAAAAAGAAACCAUUACAAAAUUCAGAAUAGUUAGUAGAUGUCUAAGAAUAACAAUUAGUAUCAUAUAACUCGAAUCAAUCAAAUAAGACAUUAUCAUCAUAUAUAUAAGGUUUAGAAGUAAUUUAUUACCUAAGUAAGGGAUGUUCCAUUAGAUAUGGAGGAGUAGGGAUAAAUGGAGAAUCAGUUUUAUGUGUAAACACAUGUUGGCUAUGUUAAAUAAUAUUUAGAGGAUAUCAAAAUUAUAGUUAAAAAUCAAUACUAGAAUUAAUUUUUAUAAAUUAUUAAUUUAAGUAUUGGUCCAUCCCCCUUUGAAAUUUUGAGAUUUUUUAGGUUGACUGAAGAAAUGUUAGAAUAAUCAUUAGAUGGUGGAUUUAUACAUUAAGCAGUUUUGAGUUUAGAUAUAUUUUCAUUCAAAGAAAAAGUUGGGACUGAAGAACUCUGUGUUAAUGAAAUGGAAAGAAUUCACAACAAAGCAAUUUUUGAUGCUUUUAAUGAAGCACUUGAUUAUCAUCGUCCUUUUGGUAUUAAAGGUAGACCAUUACCUUGGAGAAAGAAUGUUAUUUAUAGACAAGUGAAUUCUGUUGAAGAAACACUUAAUAGAUCUGCAAAUAGAGUUGUAUAAUGGGCUGAAACUUUAAGUGGCAUACUAUUACCAUAGGGUACUUAAGUAGAUAAUGAUAUUUUACCAUAAGUUAGAGAAGAAAGAUUAGAUAAGAUGUUAAAGUAGGAAGUAAAUUAGAUAUUCAAUAUUCAUAGAUAUCCGAAACAGAUGAUAGAUGGUAGGAAUUUGAUGAGGAACACACUGAAGUAGCAUUGGAGUUGAGUGAAUUAAUUUUCAAUCAUCUCAUUACUGAAGUUAUCACUGAAUUAAGAAUUUGA
Messenger RNA from Paramecium sonneborni, 2585 nucleotides. Lineage: Eukaryota; Ciliophora; Oligohymenophorea; Peniculida; Parameciidae. The record is from the annotation of a GenBank genome assembly.